Messenger RNA from Sebastes umbrosus (honeycomb rockfish), 2156 nucleotides. It is a transcript of the gene chid1, whose product is annotated as chitinase domain containing 1. Gene Ontology annotation, molecular function: chitin binding; oligosaccharide binding. Gene Ontology annotation, cellular component: extracellular region. Bases 334 to 1497 code for a protein of 387 amino acids. The transcript is spliced from 12 exons. The record is from RefSeq and is a predicted model, not a curated record. Lineage: Eukaryota; Metazoa; Chordata; Actinopteri; Perciformes; Sebastidae. Gene Ontology annotation, biological process: carbohydrate metabolic process.
UUUAUUUUGAAAAACCACACAGUGCGGAAGUCAGCAGCUCCAGAAACACGUUGAGCUAAGUUGUCAAUCAAACUGGCACAAAACCGCCCGACACGUCAAAAACCAGGCUGUUUAUUAUUAUAAAUGUAAUAUUUCAUCAGUAUGAAGGGAGCCGCUGUGGCUCGUUGUUGUGUGUGACUUUGCACCGCAGGAGGAAAUGCUGGUUUCUAAUCUACCAGAUCUCAGUCAGGAAGGAAGCUCUUGCUCUGCAAACCUGCAGACUAAAGCGAGCUAAACCCAUUUUAUAUAUCUCACUGCUUCUUCAUCAGCUCCUGUUCACUGCGUGUUGUGGAAAUGAGAAGGACAUUAUUCCUGCUGCUCGCCUGCAUCUCAUGCUGCUGGCUGGUCAGAGCCACUCUGUCAAGAACUGAUGCAAAGAAGUCACAUAAAGCUGAAGCUGAGACAUCUCCAGCUGACUUGUCUGUGUUGGAGAGAGGCCUGGUUGUGUCAGACCCGCCCUGGAAAGACAUAGUAAAGGAGGAGAAGAGACACUGGGCUCAGAUCAAGAAGACAUUUCAAGGACCGGUGCUUGGAUAUGUCACACCUUGGAAUUCCCACGGCUAUGACGUUGCCAAGAUAUUUGGUGCUAAACUAACUUCGGUGUGUCCAGUUUGGCUUCAGCUGCGCCGACGGGGACCAGAAACCUUUGACGUUACAGGACUCCACGAUCAUGACCCAGGCUGGGUCAAAGCUGUACGCAAGUCGAACAAAAAAAUCAGGAUGGUGCCUCGGCUGUUAUUUGAUGGCUGGUCUUACCAGGACUACAUGAGCGUGCUGGGGAGUGAAGAUGAAAUUGAAGAGCUGGGAAGCGAGCUGGUGGAUGUCGCGAAGACUGAAGGUUUCGAUGGUUUCACGUUGGAGCUGUGGAGCCAGCUGGGAGGUAACAAAAGGAAGGAGCUGGUCCAUAUGGUGAAACACCUAUGCGAGACCUUGAAGGCUAAAAGAUUAGACUGCAUUCUUGUCAUCCCACCUGCUGUGACAAGUGUGGGGCAGCCAGGUAUGUUUGGCAGGGAGGAGUUUGAGCAGCUGGCCCCAGUAGUCGAUGGAUUCAGCCUCAUGACAUACGACUACUCCAGUGGUGCCAGACCAGGCCCGAGCUCCCCGCUGCCCUGGGUGAGAGACUGCAUUCUCCAGCUUGCUCCCAACACUCAGUGGAGGCAAAAGAUCCUGCUUGGGCUCAAUAUGUAUGGCCUUGAUUUUGCAAACCAGGGAACAGAGCCAAUCCUGGGAGGAAGGUACAUUGAGAUUUUGCGAGAACACAGGCCAAAACUUCUCUGGGACGAAUAUUCAGCAGAGCAUUAUUUCACUUACAGGAGGAGCAAUGCAGUGAAGCAGGUGGUGUACUAUCCGUCAUUGAAGUCAAUCUACCUGAGGAUCUCUUUAGCUACUGAACUGGGAACAGGGAUUUCCUUAUGGGAAUUAGGACAAGGACUGGACUAUUUCUAUGACCUCCUAUGAGUCAUAGUGAAGACUGUGGACUUUGGACCAUCAGCACAUGGAGUUUUUUUCUUUUUCUUUGAACAUGGAGCACCAAAAAAUGUGCUGUUGCAGGUGUCAUUUUUCUGUUUUUAAGGUACAUGAACUCUGAAAAAAGCCGUUGACAGGAUUUUGUUAAUAUUCAACUUGUUUUACGGGUCAUGAAUGUGUUGCGAAAUCUGGGUUUUGUUGAUUCAAACGAUACUAGCAGCAGACACAAGGUACUUCAGGAUGUUUUAUUCCUUUUCAUUGAUGGUACUGUGGAAAAAUUUAAAUUUGUACAGUUUAGUAAAGAGUGCAACACCAGAGGGUGCAUGAUCAUCAAUAUGUAUAACGUUUAAAUGAAGGGUUAUAUUCUUCUUGUUCACGUGCCACAGACUUCUGCAGCCUUUCUUCAGUCCAAAUCCACAACUCUUCUGCUGUUUUGCUCUCCAUUGCCAUCCUUCUCUGGCUUUGAACACCAACAAGACAUUUGAUUGUGUGGCUUUUAUUAGGUUUAUAAUAACAGCAUUGAAAAGUAAUGAAGUUGUAUUUACAGUGUUGCCAAACAUCUGUUCUGAUCCAGCCAUCUUCCAAUAUUUGUCUGAGAUGAAUGUUUGUUUAAUUACAUGAAUAUAAAUGUGGAACAACUACGCAGUUGA